CCCCUUUUCACUACAAACAGUUUUUUAUUUGGUGUUGAGCCGAAGGAAUCGACUACCACUUCGCUACUACCGGAGAACACCGUAGUAACAGUUUGGUUGAAAAACUCAUCGGCACAUGAAUCGUAUGGUUUGCGUCGGUUGGACGCAAUGUUCUUCAAUAUACAUGGGGCUUUGAAAGAUGGGUUUCAUCCGUGGCAUGAGUUCUAGCGUUAAUUCAGUCACUAUCAUCUUCCCGUAUACCCUAAUUACGGGGCGUACGUUCCAUCACUCUUCUUAUAAAAAUCUUGAAGCAAAUUUGAAUGGAUCGACUCCUGAAGGGGCUACGCAUAUAUCCCUUAACCUACGUCCAACUGAUCGCGAUUGUGAUGUGUGGAAGCACAAGCGCCGUGCACAGGCGUCACAGACAACUUGGGCAAACCGCCAUCGUUACGACGCUGUCAUCAUUGCGGUUGAACGCCAAGUCAUAUACCAGAAGAAGCCAUCUCUCCUUUCAGAUACUGUCCGGUGGGGUAGUCCUGUUAGCGUUAUGUCCUUAGAACCACCAGUAGUGCAUAUUAUCCAGGACGUUGCUACUGCAAAAACUUAUUCAUCGCUCUAAACUAAAGGUGUAUCGCGAGCCGGUCGAUAUUUCAGCCCCAGUUAUUAAGAAAGCUCACGGUGCUUCACUUUACUGUAGCUGGCUCUUCUAUAUGAGCAAGUUUCGAAAAACAAUCGAGAUUGACAAGGCUCGUCUUGCUGCAACUUUCAAAUUGACAUCCGAUUUCAGUACAAGUUCAAUACUGCCUUCCGCCAAUAUUAUAGUCUAGCAGAUCCUAAGCAUCACAAGAUCCAUAAUCGCCGUCUUUCCAACUGAGAUCGGCGGUUCAUUAAGAAAAAUCUCCAGCCAGCUCAAUUUACUGCUAUCAAAUCCGGGCUUAAGUGUUGAAUUGGCCUUAGCUAGUGACCCGUCUACCGCGCUGGCCUAAUUCUAAAAUAAAAGACAGUAUGAGGCUAUAAUCCUUACAUCUAGACGUUCUACUACCUAACCUAUACAUCUGUUCGACCACAUUUAGAAAGCAGUCUUUUUUCAAUACGGCUUGAGGGGGUUGUAAAACCUUGUGGUACCGAACAAAAUCAAAAUUGCGUUUAUCAGGCCGUGUGGGCCGGUGUGGCCGCCAUACCCAACCGCCGCACUAUUCGCGCGCAAACAGCUAAUACCAACCAGACUGCCGUAGCACACGUCAGUAGCCUGUGACCUAUAAAAGUCGAGGUACAACCGUUGUUCGGUUCAAUUUGCUACAGUGAACGAACAAACCAUUUAAAACAAAUAAAACUAGUGGCACGAAAGACUCGAGGACCUAUACAAUAUUUUGGAUCGACAUUCGGGACAGAGGCGCCGGUUAUGUAUUUUAUAACCCCGAUCCCGACCCAUAGCCCAAACGAGGGCAGGUUUCCUCACUCCAUGUCCGUGGCGUAGCCCGAGCUAGAGCCGAAGGUGUUGCCUGAGGCAAUAUUGUGUUCCCCGAUUGGUCUAUUCCCGUGGGUAGAAUUAUUGUCAAGUUUCUGGCAAAGACACCCGAGAUAUUUCUGUUGAGGAUCCAUACUGUUUGCCGCAAACUAGCUCGAUGUCAUGUCACGGGUCUCAGAAUUACUAUCUGACAGCGCUGUUCUGCUAGUGGAUGCCUAAAUAGGGUCGUCGCUCGUAUAUGUCGAGGGCGUUCAGCCGUACAUUCUUACGCUCAUGCAAAAGGAUGAGAUAUCAUCGACAUUGACUAUAUUUUUAGGCACCGGCGUGCCAUCCAAGGACAAUACCCGAAAGGGCAGCAUAUACCAACUGUGGGCAAGCAGAACGAUGUGUAGAAUAUAGAUUCUUCGAGUUGUUGUUCGUGUCUUGUUUGAGUGUAAUGUGACUUUAAAAUAAAG
This is a messenger RNA of Sphaeroforma arctica JP610, 1902 nucleotides long. RefSeq lists its product as hypothetical. The transcript has a single exon. The coding region runs from base 179 to 598 and encodes 139 amino acids. NCBI's taxonomy places the organism in Eukaryota, Ichthyosporea, Ichthyophonida. The record is from RefSeq and is a predicted model, not a curated record.